ACCCAAAUUAAUUCUCUCCCGCUCUCUCCCUCUCACUUUUAUUUGUUUAGUAUUUAUAAAAUAAAAAAAUGUUCACCCUGCAAAUUCACUCCGUCGACUCUCCCCAACGUCUUCCGAUUACCGUCACCUCCGCCACUCACGGCCCUAAUAGAACUACCGGCGACGCUUUGAACUCUCAGGAACUCAGAGGCAUCGCGCACCUCUUCCGCCAACUUCCCCCGCCCUCCGUCUCUGCCACUGCUGCCAACCCUAACAGUACCCCUCCCACCCCAUCCACCACAAUUGCAAACCCUACGGCCCGCACCACCCAGAUCUUCAUCGUCGCUGUCCCAAAUUACCUGUCUUCCGAUGACUUCCUUCUCUUUUGCGGCACCCACGUUGAUCACUUCCUAGAGAUCCUUUUCGUCAGGAAUGAUGCAGUGGAGGAUAGAUAUAGCGUACUCAUCAGUUUGGCAAAUCAAUUAGCUGCUGAUGGGUUUUAUUGCAGUUUCAAUGGGAAAAGGUUUAGACCCUCUGAGGCUGAAGUAUGUCAUAUAUACUUUACUCAAUCAGUUGAGUAUACUGAAGUAGCAGAAAUUGCUAGUACUCCACCCCCGGGUUUCACUGAGUUGCCAACUUGUCCUAUUUGCCUUGAGAGAUUGGACCAGGACACAAGUGGAAUUCAGAGUACACUAUGUGACCAUUCAUUUUAUUGUUCUUGUGUUUCGAAAUGGACUUAUUUGUCCUGUCAGGUUUGCCGACUUUGUCAGCAGCAGGAUGAGAAACCAACUUGUGCUGUUUGUGAAACAUUGGAAAACCUUUGGGUCUGUCUGAUUUGUGGUUUUGUAGGAUGUGCAAGGUAUGAAAAGGGGCACGCUGUUAGACAUUCGAGAGACACAGAGCAUAACUACUCCUUAAAAUUAGAAACGCAACAAAUUUGGGAUUAUGUGGGGGACAAAUAUGUUCACCGAUUAAACCAGUCAAAAGCUGACGGAAAAUCUGGUGUCAUGAAUUCUCACUGCAUUUCAAACGAAGGAGAAUGUGGUACAUGUGGGUAUGAGGAGGAUUCAGGACUGGAUGGAGUACUUUUUAGCAGCAAAGUUGAAACGACUGUUGAUGAAUACAACCAUCUUCUUGCAAGUCAGCUGGAGAUCCAGAGACAACAUUAUGAAUCUCUGCUUGCUGAAGCCAAAAAUAGCCAAGAUAGCACCAUUUCCAAAGCAGUGGAGAAGACUUUGUUUUCAAGGAUGCACGAUUUGCAAUAUAGAUUGGAGAGGUAUACAGAGGAAAAGAAAGCUAUUUCUGAGAGGAACCAAGAACUCAUGAAAAAACAGGAACUACUACAGCAGAAGUACAAGGAUAUUGAGGCAAUGAGUAGUUUAACUCUCAAAUCUAAAGAUGAAAUGGUAUUGGAUCUGAAAGAACAGAUUAGAGAUUUAAAAGUAUAUCUUGAGGCCCAGAAAAAAAUUGCUAAAAUGACUGAUCGAGAAGGUGUUAAAGGUGGAACUCUUCUACCGGUGGAGGCAACUUGCCCAUCGUCAGGUAAUCCAAAAAGGCGAGCAAAGUCAGGUAGACGAAGGGGUUAGAGGACAACAAUUUUUUUCUAACAUUAGAACUUCAGGUAUUUAUGGUCUUGACGACCUUACUGUAUCAACUAUAUUGACGGAUAAAAAUGAAAUUUGUGUUGAGGGGAGUUAUUUUGUAUCUCCUAUGAUAUGUAAUUCUCUGUAAAUAGUUGUAUGUUGGUAAUAUAUGUUUAUUGUUGGUGAGCCCAAUUCUUCAAAAAAACUUUUAUGUUUUUAUGCUUAAAUGUUUAGAUAAAGGACUAGGGAAAAAUAAUGAGCUGUUUGAAGACCUUGUUGGAGGCAUUAAAUUGCCAAGGAUAACAAACAUUGUAAAGCCCUAGCUUUCUUCAA
Molecule: messenger RNA, 1895 nt
Organism: Coffea arabica (coffee)
Lineage: Eukaryota; Viridiplantae; Streptophyta; Magnoliopsida; Gentianales; Rubiaceae
Product: BRAP2 RING ZnF UBP domain-containing protein 1-like
Biological process (GO): Ras protein signal transduction; protein ubiquitination
Cellular component (GO): cytoplasm
Molecular function (GO): ubiquitin protein ligase activity; zinc ion binding
Source: RefSeq, a predicted model, not a curated record